AUGGCCGCCAUCCAGCUUAACUUCACUCUCCGCACUUCCGCCAACUGCAAGACCGUCCACCUUCUCGGCUCCUGGGACGGCUACCAGGGUCAGCUCCCGCUCUCCAAGGACACCAAGAAGACUGGUGGUUGGGUCGGCUGCUUCAAGUUCCAGGGUGCCACCCUCAAGCAGGGCCAGCGCUACUGGUACUACUACAUCAUCGACGGCUACCACGUCUCCCACGACCCCGCCAAGGACCACACCACCGAGCCCACCACCGGCCGCAAGCUUAACAUCAUCGACAUCCCGUCCAAGGCUGCCGCCGCACCCGCCAAGUCCUCCAGGGAGUCCCGCCGUACCUCCCAGAACAUCCCCAAGGGACGUGGUGUCUCUCCUUCCCGCAUCGUUGCCCCCAAGCCCCAGCGCCCCGGUGAGACUCGCCAGGUCAUCAACACUCAAUACAACCAGACCACCCUUGAGGAGCUCAACCGCCGCUUUGCUCGCCAGGACAUCAACUCCGACUCCGAGGACGACUCCGACUCUGACGCCGACUCUGACGUUCCGUCGCUCACCUCUUCCCGUUCUUCCGGCAGCUCCUCGCCAUCCAGUGUCAGCUCUGGUAGCUCAUGCUGCACAUGCGAGCGCUACGGAAUCACGCGCAAGGGUGACCGCGUCAAGCUCGACUGCGGAGGUGCCCGCUGCUCUUUCUCCGACGAGUCGGACGAGUGCAGCUCCGAAGACGAGUACGUCUACGAGGAGAAGAAGACCCGCCGCCACGGUGUCAUCAUCCGUAACUAA
Ascochyta rabiei is the source of this 777-nucleotide messenger RNA. RefSeq lists its product as uncharacterized. Bases 1 to 777 code for a protein of 258 amino acids. The record is from RefSeq and is a predicted model, not a curated record. Lineage: Eukaryota; Fungi; Ascomycota; Dothideomycetes; Pleosporales; Didymellaceae. The transcript has a single exon.